UGGAUUUUUACGCCCCUAUUCUGUGAUGUACAGGAACAUGGCGCUUUGGGGGAGAGGCGUUUCAUGAUACCAAAGGACUGUUGAUUUAUUUUUUCUGAGAUUAUGUUUAUGUAAAUAAGGCUUGGACGUUUUCAUCAAAUAUGACAGUUCGCGAAAGGUGGCCGCUGUUUUUGGUCUCUAUGGACAACGGAACGCUUCAUGUCGGAGUUGCGUUUGCUGUCGUCAGCUGAAACUCCUAGCCUCGACAUGCUAGCUCAAGCUAGUUAGCCCGGCGAGUAGCAUCUGGCUAAAACAGCCCCAAAAUGCGCUCUUAUGUGUAGCUUACACUGACAGUAAAUUGGUAAUCAAUGUUUAAAUCACGUAAUUCGGUAUUAUAUCAGCCGUUUAUUUAGGACAGUUUCAGUUGGCUAACAUUUCGUUAGCUAAACUUGGAUGAUGGAGAGACGCCAUGGGUCUGUGUUAUUGCUGGCUACCUGGAUUUUUCUGUCUGGAUGUUGGCUCUCUGAAGCUUUCCCUCUUCGGGAAACUCGCAAAACAGAUGGACACACAGGGGACGCUUUGCCUGUGUCUCUCUACCUGCCCUUGAUCGUGUCAUUAGUUGUGCUUGUGGCUCUGGUGGUGGUGCUAGUGAACUGCAUGACCUGCUGCAAGGAAAGAGAGAUCGACUUCAAGGAGUUUGAGGACCACUUUGAUGAUGAGAUCGACUUCACUCCGCCAGCAGAGGACACGCCUUCUAUGCAGUCUCCGGCUGAGGUUUACACCCUCGCUGUGUCUCCCGUGCCACUGCCAGGACCCCCGCAUCUGCAGCCUCUGGCCAGCAUCACAGAAUCAUCAAGUGGUUUCAAAGUAGGACGCCACAGUUUGAGUUACAUCCAGGAGAUUGGAAAUGGCUGGUUUGGUCAGGUCCUGUUGAGUGAAAUAUACACAGACCCUGGGGGAGCCAGAGUGGUGGUAAAGGAGUUGAAAGCAAGUGCCAGUGCUAAGGAGCAGAAUGACUUUUUGCAGCAGGGGGAUCCAUACAGAGUGCUGCAGCAUCCAAACAUCCUCCAGUGCCUCGGACAAUGCGUCGAGGCCAUCCCCUUCCUGCUUGUGUUUGAGUAUUGUGAAAUGGGGGAUUUGCGAAGCUAUCUAUCUCAGCAGGAUUGGACGUUGAGAAACGCUGAGUUGCUGCAGCUGCAGAGGAUGGCCUGCGAAAUUGCUGCUGGUGUCACUCACCUUCACAAACACAACUUCCUGCACAGUGAUUUGGCCCUAAGGAACUGCUACUUGACCUCAGAUCUUACAGUUAAAGUGGGAGACUAUGGGAUCGGACCCUACAGAUAUAAAGACGAUUACAUCAUCACGGAGGAUGAUGUGUUCGCACCCCUGCGGUGGCUGGCUCCUGAACUGGUGGUGGAGCGCCAUGGGGGGGUGAUUACGAUGGAGCAGACAAAGGCCAGCAAUGUGUGGGCUUUGGGGGUCACAUUAUGGGAGCUUUUUGAGAAUGCCACUCAGCCGUACCCACACCUGCAUGACCGGGAGGUUCUACAUCAUGUAAUCAAGGAGCAACAAGUCAAACUGUUCAAACCGCAACUAGAGCUUCCUUAUUCUGACAGAUGGUAUGAGGUGUUGCAGUUCUGCUGGCUCUCCCCUGAGAAGCGGGCCACAGCCGAGGAAGUGCACCGUUUGCUAAUCUAUCUGCGAAUGCAAGGCCAGAAGGACAUGGAGGAAGAUUUCGAGCAACGCUGGGAUGCACUGAAGCCUAAUCCCGUCACCCGACAGACUGCUAACCACUCGUCUUUCCCGAUCCUGGACCAGUUUGCCGACGAUGCUUUGCGACAAGAGAUAGACGAAGUUUUGACCAUUACAGAAACGAGCAAAGGUCUCAGCUUCGAGUACGUUUGGGAAGCAGCCAAGCAUGACCACUACGACAGCAGCCACGGCCGAUCAGACAUGGACACUACCUUAAACUACCAGAGCAUGUUCUUCCCUGUUUCUAGGGAGGACAUCCAGGCUCAUUUCCCCGAUCCUCUACCCAGGGCAGGAGGAGCUGAAAGUGGGAACUCUGCAUUAGGAGUUCCUGGGAUUGUCCCAGUGUUUAAUUCGCAGGAGUCAUCAAACGGGAAUGAAUAUUAUAUCCAGCUUGAGGAGCAAGGCGAGAGCGCUGACGGGGACGUUGAGAACGCAGAACAGGACAUGGGCUUCACUUCUAUCCAGAAAGACUUUGUUGUGCUUCAAGAUGUCCGUCUGGACGAGUCGAGCACGGAUGCUGACUUUUUCCACCAAAGCAUCGACUCAAAGGAUUCAUAUUUACCAGACAGCCACAUCUGGUCAUCUCUAGAAAACGACAGUCCGUACCACACCAACAUUUUCACUGAAGAGGGGUCAAAGCACGAAGACUCCCCCUCCUGGAGGCAGAACUUUCUGGAGCUCCCGGAGCGCAGUGGGAACCCUUUUCUUGAUGAAGCUUUGGAAGUCGAAGACGUGAACCCAAAUCCGAGCUAUUUUUUAGAGGAGGGGGACACCUGUCACCAGCCGGUUGCUAUGGAAGGAGAGCAGGAAAACACGGAUGCAAGGAGGCGUCUGGAGACUGAAAAACUGUCUGAUAAUUUUUUGUUUCUCAGAGAACAGAACCUGAUGAAAGAGGACUCGAGCUUCUCAAAUCCACUGCAGAACUUUCUCUUACCGGGCAUUGUCCACGAACCCGAGGAAACAUUCAAGAUGAACUCCUGGGACAACUUCGACACUUUAGGCAGCUUAAACACAGCAGAUACACAUUUGAGUCCUGCAACAAGUAGCACAGCCUCAACAGGGGAUUUUUUAGACUCUCCAAGCACCAACUUGGGGCCGUUUUUGAUAGAAAAUAAAACUCUGGUGCCUUCCAUUACAGUGGUUGCAGAUGACAAAACAGACAGCCAGGUGCCAGUCAGUAACGGUUCUUCCACUGAAGACCUCACUCUGCUCCAGUCCUCAGACAGGACUGCAGACUCCGGUUUCAAUUCUACCUCACAGAGGUUUGAGCACAUCACUAACAGUAUGGAUGGCCAUAUCCCUUUUUGCUCUGACAGUGCCACUACAGACUCUUUGUCCACAGAUGCCAAAAUCCCCAGCCUUGAAGAUGACCACGAAGUCUCAAAGGUCAUAGGAAGUGAAAUGCCUGAAAAUCUCCCAGUUCAAACAAUCCCUUCUGAAAAUGGACAGAACGAUGACCUAACGAGCAACGACCUUCUGAGUGAGCUGAUUGAGGACGCAGAUCUAGACCUGGAAACAAAUCUGUCUGAUCAGGAAGAAUCUUUCCUGGAGACUAACGGACACCCACUCGUUAGAUCCUCUCUCCUCGUGUCCGGUCCUUCCUUGGAUCAGAUAAGCCAGGAUAGCUUAUUGGAAGACAGCAUGUCCACCACCGUCCCGACGGUGGACAAUUCAGCUGAAACGCCAGAUUCUCUCGACUCUCUCGACAUUCAUCGGCUGGCGGAGCAGGCGGAGGAGCUGAAAGCUCAAAUCUCCCAAAAUAAACUUCAGCCUCCGUACAAAAUAUCAGACAGCGGCUAUGAGACGGAGAACCUGGAGUCUCCCGAAUGGAACUCGCAGCCCAACGUCGCAGACUGCUCCCCUGUGAAAAAUGACGUUGGCGUUUCCAUCGAAGAGGAGUCGGAAGAGCUUUGUGCUUCCACCAAUUUGGUCCCCCCCAAAAUAGUCAUCUCUGAGGCUGUGGGUAUGCUCGAAACUCGCGGUGUGGAUCCAAGCGAGGAUCACCGGCCAGACCACGGAGAUCCUGCAGAAGAACCACUCACUGGUAGCAACUACAGAGACUCCGCCUACUUUUCGGAUAAUGAAUCGGAACCAGAGAAAAAGGCAGAGGAGUCGACCGCAGGAAGUUCUGCAGAAGUCGCAUGGAUGAGGAACACUGAAGGUCAGAUGCUGGAAGCUUACAAGGAAAGAGAUAUUGAUGCUUUAUUUUCCCAAGAAGAUUCCUCUGCACCUGUUGAUGUUGAGGACCUGCAUCUAGAGGCGACUUCAGAUAUUAGAGAGGAGCUAAAAAGCGAAGUGGCAGAAGCUCACAAUGGAAAAGAAACGGAAACGGAGAAUCACCAGGACUCGUUUCCUGAAACACUGAGUCCGACAGAAGGUCUGGAAACCUCCCCUCUCCCAUCCGAUCCCGCCACAAAGCCGACACUAGAGGGCGCUGUUCACGCUAAACUGACCAGAACCUACGCCCACGACGGUCAUAAAAUCAAAGAGCCCGACGUGGAGGGCCGCUACCUGGGCAGGUGCGACGGUCCGGGUUUAGAAGGACAAGAAGACGGCGUCGACGCCGACGAGGAGGACGAGAACAGCGAGGACUCCGACGACGACAUGCGCGCGUAUCAGCUGCACAGCUCCAGCGAGGACAGCGAGGACGAAGUCGUGCACGCCGUGCCCAUUAUUGUGUCGGACGACACCAGCGGCAGGAACCUGAAGAGCCUGCUGAAACCGACCAACCUGAACAUCGAAGCUCCGUCUUCCUCGUUUGCAUCCAGGCACAAUGCAGAGAACUCCAGGAGAGCGGUGUCGUUCUUCGAUGAUGUCACAGUCUACCUGUUUGACCAGGAGACGCCCACUAAGGAACUGGGAGACCACUUGUCUGGUUUGAGCAGUCAGUCCCCAGAGCUCAGCAGCCCCGUGUCCACAGCCAGCUACCUGAACCGCUUUGCUAACUCUGAAAGCUCAACAGACGAAGAGGGUGGUGGUUUUGAGUGGGACGACGACUUCUCCUCACCCGGACCUGCCUUCCUCUCCAAGAGUGACAAAGACCCCGUCUCUAAGGACGUGUCCUCUACUCCCCAGUCAGUCGGACGCGUGCUGCAGCCGAGCUGGAGCAGCUCCUCCACCUACUCCCGUUUCUCCAUUUCACCGGCAAACAUCGCCAGCUUCUCCCUGACGCAUCUCACCGACUCCGACAUCGAACAAGGAGCAAAUGUGCAUUCUUGGAGUCUCUAUACUCCAGGUAACUAUUAACCGAUUACUAAAUUAGUUGACGAUUAUUUCUAUAAUCAAUUUUUCACGAUUGAUUUGAUUAAUCAGCCCUAAUCAAGUUGGUGUUUU
Molecule: messenger RNA, 5064 nt
Organism: Poecilia latipinna (sailfin molly)
Lineage: Eukaryota; Metazoa; Chordata; Actinopteri; Cyprinodontiformes; Poeciliidae
Product: serine/threonine-protein kinase LMTK2-like
Exons: 14
Coding region: 433-4977 (1514 amino acids)
Biological process (GO): protein phosphorylation
Molecular function (GO): protein kinase activity; ATP binding
Source: RefSeq, a predicted model, not a curated record